Molecule: messenger RNA, 3575 nt
Organism: Rhinolophus ferrumequinum (greater horseshoe bat)
Lineage: Eukaryota; Metazoa; Chordata; Mammalia; Chiroptera; Rhinolophidae
Gene: LFNG
Product: LFNG O-fucosylpeptide 3-beta-N-acetylglucosaminyltransferase
Exons: 8
Coding region: 125-1261 (378 amino acids)
Biological process (GO): pattern specification process; regulation of Notch signaling pathway
Cellular component (GO): Golgi membrane
Molecular function (GO): O-fucosylpeptide 3-beta-N-acetylglucosaminyltransferase activity
Source: RefSeq, a predicted model, not a curated record
AGGUUUAAGGCCGCAGGGCUCUGGCGGUGCUCGGCUGGACGCGCUGCUGGACCAGGGAUCCUCCGCGCGGGUGUGCGGGGCAGCGCGCACCGGGCAGGGCGCACGGGGCAGGGCGCACCCGACAAUGCUCAAGCGCUGCGGCCGACGCCUGCUGCUGGCGCUGGCGGGCGCGCUGCUCGCCUGCCUGCUGGUGCUCACCGCCGACCCGCCGCCGCCCCCGGAGCCCGCCGAGCGCGGCCGGCGCGCGCUGCGCAGCUUGGCGGGCCCCGCAGGGGCGGCCCCGGCGCCGGGGCUGGAGGCGGGGGCGGCGGCCGGAGCCCUCGCCCGCGAGGUGCACAGUCUGACCGAAUACUUCAGCCUGCUGACCCGCGCGCGCAGAGACGCGGGCCCACCGCCCGGGAGCGCCUUCCGUCCCGCCGACGGCCACCUGCGGCCCCAGUCGGAGCCACUCACGCCCCUAGACGUCUUCAUCGCGGUGAAGACCACCAAAAAGUUUCACCGUGCGCGCCUGGACCUGCUGCUGGAGACGUGGAUCUCGCGCCACAAGGAGAUGACAUUCAUUUUCACCGACGGGGAAGAUGAGGCCCUGGCCAGGCACAUGGGCAAUGUGGUCAAUACGAACUGCUCGGCCGCCCACAGCCGCCAGGCCCUGUCCUGCAAGAUGGCGGUGGAGUAUGACCGCUUCAUCGCGUCCGGCAGGAAGUGGUUCUGCCAUGUGGACGACGACAAUUACGUGAACGCGCGGGCCCUGCUGCGCCUGCUGGCCAGCUACCCUCACACACAGGAUGUGUACAUCGGCAAGCCCAGCCUGGACAGGCCCAUCCAGGCCACAGAGCGGGUCAGCGAGAGUAAGAUGCGUCCUGUCCACUUCUGGUUUGCCACUGGCGGUGCUGGCUUUUGCAUCAGCCGUGGGCUGGCCCUGAAGAUGAGCCCAUGGGCCAGCGGGGGCCACUUCAUGAGCACAGCCGAGCGGAUCCGGCUGCCGGACGACUGCACCAUCGGCUACAUCGUGGAGGCCCUGCUUGGCGUGCGCCUCAUCCGCAGUGGGCUCUUCCACUCCCACCUGGAGAACCUGCAGCAGGUACCUGCCUCGGAGCUCCACGAGCAGGUGACCCUGAGCUACGGCAUGUUUGAAAACAAACGGAACGCUGUCCACGUGAAGGGGCCCUUCUCGGUGGAGGCUGACCCGUCCAGGUUCCGCUCCAUCCACUGCCUCCUGUACCCGGACACACCCUGGUGUCCCCGCACCGCCGUCUUCUAGCAGCCUCGGCUGAGACCCGGUCCCGGGUGCCCCUGGUAUCCAAAGGGCCCGGGAACCCCUGUUGUGCCACCCUGGCUUGUCCUUCGAGGCUCCCAGGGCUGUGCCUCCAUGUGUGUACUAUGUGCCCAUCUGCGUAGCAGACACUUGGGCAGUUCUCUGCCAAGGAGCAGGCACAAGUGCCAUCUGUCUUCCUUUCCACGCUCCGUGGGUUAGGCAGAGCCCUGGCCACGGAAGGAUUUGUAUGUCCGAGGUCACUCUGAGGGCAGUUUGAUGUUAUUUCCGGGGGGGUCUUUGGCAGUAUGGGGAUCAGGCUGUCCUGCAGAGCCGUGUGGGCGCCUUCCUCUUCCUGCCCCCUCAGCCCCCAGGACAGUGAGCCAUGCUCAGUGCAGGGAAGCUGGGUUUGGGGAGCAGUGGCCCCUGCCCAGGCCCAGCGGCCCCGUUCAGCCCCCAGUAGCCGUGUGGCUAGGUGGACAGUGGCUCCCCCCAGCCCUCUGCACCUCUCAGAGGUCUUCCCUUUGUCUCCCCAGGAUGGGGGGGUCAGAGCUGAGCAUUUUAUCUCCUCUCCAAAGUAGAGAGAAAGUCGCCCAUAGUGGGUGUGUCUGUAAAUAUUGUGACAGUAUUUUUUUACUGUGCUUGUUUUUCAGAAGGGGGGUGUGUAUAAAGUAGGGUGUUUUGUCUUUGUUUUGGGGGAGCUGGGAGGGUGUUCUUUAAUCUUUUCUGUGGAUCAGAAAAAGCAGAAGCCACACUUGGGACCCUCUUUGUGGUGAAAGUGGGCAAUGUCUCACACUCUGGGUAUUUCUGUGUCCCUGGCAUCGGACCUGUCUCCCGCUGGCUGGCGCACCUAGCCCAGGGUGUGUGUUCUGUCUUCUGUUUUUCUUUCUGCAAAGACAUAGCUAGGAAAAUGAACAAUAAGGGAAAAGUUCUCAGGGAAUUGGAGUGUGGUUGCUAUGGUGAUGUCCUUUGCUGUGAAUAAAGGUGCUCUUUGGGGCAAUCCAGGGGUCCUGGUCUUGGCUGGGUGAACCUGAGGUACAGGUCAUCUUAGGUGGCUCCAGGCGUCUGGGGACUGUCCUUUGCACACGCUCGCAUGGGGGAGGUGACGAGGGAAGCCCAUGGGUGCGGAAGGGAACUUGGGAUCAAAAUAGCUACAUGCACGUGCCUGGGAGGCGCAGUCAGGAAGUCACAGAAUUUAGGUCCCCUGAGAGUAGGGACCCUGAGGCUGUAUAGCCCCAGCCUGUGCGGGCCAACCCUGCUGGCCGGGGAGUCAGCCCUCCCUGUAGGAUGGCCAGGGAUGCUGUGGUCAGGCCUGGGACCUUCUUAUCUGGCUUCAUCCCCGUCACAUGUCCACAGAGGCCACACUGCUGUCCCAUUUUGUCGGUAGGGAAACAGGCUCAGAGCGGAAGAUGCCCUAGGUGCGGUGGUGAAGCGCUGCACCUCGGAGGCUGGCUGGGCCUUGGACCCUGCCUCGCCCCUGUGAGAGGGCUCCAUGCCCUCCCUGGACAGGCUCAGGUGGCUGCACCAGGAUUCACACUGCCGUUUUCUUCAGAAGGUAGCCUCCUCGGUGCCCUUUCUUCCUCAAAUCAAGACUCUGAGGAUGGCAGGAGUCGGGAGGGCUGCUGCAGCGUCUGCUGGGGAGUUCCCUCUACCCCCACAUGCACGCAGCAGGGGGGCAGCCUCACUUCCUCUUCCUCACUCUGAGCCAGACCUCCCUGGGGGCUCUGGCCCGCUGCUGGCCUCAGGUUCCCUACUCCACAUCCCCACUCGGCCCCAAGCUCAGUCCAGUCAACAUAUUAAAAAGCAAAGUCAUUUGGCUUCCUCUUUCUGUAAGGGGCCUGGGGUGACCUCUAAAAAUGGUUCACUGGUCACUUGACCCAGAAAACCCCACAAAAUCAUGCGCAUCAAGAGGUUCAAAUCUUUGUGUUCACUUAACACUCAUAAAACUGCCCUGGCCAUCAAGGAUAUGCAUAUCUAAAAAGCCACCAAGUGUCUGAAGGAUGUCACUUUACAGAAGCAGUCUGUGUCAUUCUGUCAUUACAAUGGUGGAAUUGGUAGGUGUGCCCAGGCCAAACAGCUGGACACAAGGUUGGUGGCCCAAAGAGUGCUGGCUUUUUGCUGUACACACUUAAAAAUGCAGAGGGGAACACUGAGCUUUGGGGUUCGGACGUAGACUGGUCAUUGAGCACAGCCAGGUGAACAGCACCCCCAAGACGUGCCAUUCAUGGACUGACCGUGAGGAACUCCUUGCCACACUGACGUGCUCCGAGUGUCCCUAAACCACACGAGGAGCUUGCACAAAAGAAAAAGAAAGCCCAGAAGA